AUGGGUCCUGUUGUGUUAUCGGGGUUCUGUGUACAUUGCCAUGCCGCGGGGAGCGAGCUUUGCGUGGAGGAGCUGCGGGGCUGGUUCGUGUCGGGUUCCAAAUCCGGGUCGGAGGAGGAUGAAGGGAGCGGAGCGCGUAUUGUGCCGGUAGCUGGCACGAGGGUGGGCGUGGGUAUCCCGUUUCGGGUAACGAGUACUCUAACCAUGGGGGUUGUCGUUGUCUCGGGCGUAGCUAGGGCUGGUGGCCGUCCUGGGUCCGGCGGGGGAGGGGUCAUGGUCGUGUCGGUGGGAUGUGUGAGUUGUUUUUUGGGGCGCCGCGACCCACUUGUGGGCAAGAGUUUUAUCGGCAGCCCAGCGGCCGGUGGGUGUAAAGGCGAGUGUAUCGCUUGUCCCAGACAUCACACGCGAUGGAGUGGUGCCGUUGAGGACGAAGCCAAGCCGUGGGGACUGGACUUGGCGGACGUGGCGACGGCGGACAACCGACAAGCGCGGUUUCGCCAGUAUGCAAUGGCAUUAGCAAGGGCCGUGUAUAAUAUGUAA
Molecule: messenger RNA, 540 nt
Organism: Aphanomyces astaci
Lineage: Eukaryota; Oomycota; Saprolegniomycetes; Saprolegniales; Verrucalvaceae
Exons: 3
Coding region: 1-540 (179 amino acids)
Source: RefSeq, a predicted model, not a curated record